Messenger RNA from Hyphopichia burtonii NRRL Y-1933, 1728 nucleotides. It is a transcript of the gene EXO1, whose product is annotated as Rad2 family nuclease. Gene Ontology annotation, molecular function: 5'-3' DNA exonuclease activity; DNA binding; metal ion binding. The record is from RefSeq and is a predicted model, not a curated record. Gene Ontology annotation, biological process: DNA double-strand break processing; DNA recombination; mismatch repair. Lineage: Eukaryota; Fungi; Ascomycota; Pichiomycetes; Serinales; Debaryomycetaceae. The transcript is spliced from 2 exons. The annotation marks the transcript as partial. Gene Ontology annotation, cellular component: nucleus.
AUGGGAGUAACGGGACUUCUUCCACAUCUCAAGGAAAUCCAGGAGGCCAGUUCUUUAGAGAAAUAUAGAGGAAAAACCCUUGCAGUUGAUACUUAUGGGUGGUUACAUCGUGGUUUAAUAUCUUGUGCCCAAGAACUUUGUCAGGAUAAACCAACAAAAAAAUAUGUUACUUAUGUCAUGAAUCGAGUCAAAAUGUUGAAGCAUUUUGGUGUUGAGCCUUAUCUUGUGUUUGAUGGGGCUAAUUUACCAACUAAAGCUGAUACUGCCAAAGAACGUAGAGAAAAACGUGAAGAAGCCAGAAAGAAGGCAGACAAUUUUGUGAAAAGAGGUGACCGCAAGCUGGCUUGGAAAGAGUUCAUGAAAGCAGCCGGAGUCAGCCAUGAAAUGGCCAAAUCGAUUAUGGUCGAGUUAGACUUGCAUAAGGUCAAAUAUAUUGUUGCGCCAUAUGAAGCUGAUCCACAGAUGGUUUACUUGGAAAAAAUUGGAGCAGUUGAUGGAAUUUUGUCGGAAGAUUCAGAUUUGCUUAUUUUCGGAUGCCGUAGGCUAAUCACGAAGUUGAAUGACCAAGCUGAAUGUUACGAAAUAAACCGUGAUAAUUUUGCUCGGGUAAAGAAGAUUCCCUCGCUCGCUCAGUAUACCCCUGCUCAACUAAGACUAGUGGCAAUGUUAUCGGGUUGCGAUUAUACUAAGGGAAUUGCUAAUAUUGGUAUCAAAACUGCUUUCAAUUUAGUAAAAAAAUAUAAUAAUUUUGAUCGAGUAUUAAUUGCGUUAAGGUCAGAUGGUAAAAAAAUUGAACCUGAUUUCGAAGACGAGGUUCAUAAAGCCAAUCUCGCUUUUCAAUUUCAGAAAGUAUUUGACCCUUUUCAUCAGAAACUAACUACCUUGAACGAGUAUCCUGACGAUUUGGAUUUCGAUUUCGAGUUAUUAGAAUCCUGUUGUGGAAAGUCAUUUGAUAACGAAAUUCAUGUCCAGAUAUGUAAUGGUAAACUUAACCCAAAUACUCAUGACUUAUUACUUGCUAGAGAACAAAGUUUAGCAACAUUGAAAGGCAAUUCAGUUUAUGGCAUUCCAUCUACCAAAGCUACAACUGCAACCAAGACAAAAUCACUCACAAACAAUGGCAUCAAUGUUAAGAAGACAGGUAUUGACAGUUUCUUCAACACCAAGGCAAAUACCCAGCCCUUGACCAGUCCCAAAAGGACACAGACCAAUAGCUCCAAGAGAUCAUUGGCUCACAGAUUGCAUAGUGAUCCUACUGUAGAGAGACUCUCUCCUACGAGUAAGAAGAUCAAAAAGUAUACAGAGACUGUUGACCAGUCCUCUAGUGGUGGAAGCUCUAAAUUUUUCAAACCUAGAAAUAACGUUCCGACUCCUGAUAUCACGAUCAAAAAUAGAACAGAGACCUUUUUCGAUUCAAGCGCAAUCUCAGGAGAUUCAGAUAUUCCGGAUGAAUUUUCUUCUCCAGUUAAGAAUGUCCGUGCUAUAGGGGAAAUAGUUGAUACAAGGAAUGUCUUGAAAGAACUUGAACAAGAAGGUAGCAUAACUGAUAAUGAUGAAAUAGAUGACUCGUUGAAAAAUGACGCUAAAAUAUCUAAUCACAAUAAGGAAGACUUUGAUCUCUCUGAUGAAAAUGAAGAAAUUGAAGAGUCUCCUGUUAAAAAAAAGACCGCUACGAAACUAUCAUUAUUUGCAACAACAUUAAGAGAGAGAUUCCUGAUGAAAAAUACU